AUGGAGGCCACCAACCAGGGCUGGCCCGAGGACUUCGGCUUCCGGCUGGGCGGCUCUGGCCCCUGCUUCGUCCUGGAGGUGGCCGAGGGGAGCAGCGCACACGCCGGGGGGCUACGGCCCGGCGACCAGAUCCUGGAGGUGGAGGGGCUGGCCGUGGGGGACCUGAGCCGCGAGCGCCUGGUGCACCUGGCACGGCGUUGUCCCCGGGUGCCACCCAGCCUGGGCGUGCUCCCAGGUCCCGAGGGCGGCACCGCGGCCCUGCCCGCAGCCUUGAGGGCCGCGCGCCCGGGCCGCGUCCUUGCCCUGGGCCGCGAGCUGCUGCGCCUGGCGGGUCGCCAGCGCCCCGACGCAGUGCACCGAGAGCGCAGGCACAAAGCCCAGGAGUUCAGCCGCAAGGUGCAGCGCGAGGGGUGUGGUCGGUGGGUGCGAGUGGAUGAAAUCUUGGGGGACCAGCCAGUUGCCAAGGAGCAGGUGUUCACCGCUCUAAAACAGUUUGCAACUGAACAGCAGGUGGAUGAACUGGUGUGGGCUCUUGCCCUGGCGCUGCCCAGAGAGGCAUGGGGGCCACUCCUGGACAACCUCAGGAUCUUCAUCCCCAAGAAGCACCGGGCGCGCUUCGACGAGGUGGUGUCGCAGGGUCUGCUGGGCAAGCUGUGCCGCGCGCGGCGGGCACAGGGUGCCCAGCGACUCCGCCGGAGCCGCAGCGAAGAACGGCCCGAGCGCCUCCUAGUGUCCACGCGCGCUAGCGCUGCGCCGCGCCGCCCGGACGAGCCACCCCCGCGCAAGGCCCCCUCGCUGCUGGGCGGCCGCGCAGGUGCCGGGGGCACACGCAGGACUGUCCGCAUCUACAAGGGCAACAAGAGCUUUGGCUUCACGCUGCGCGGCCAUGGGCCUGUAUGGAUUGAAUCUGUCCUGCCUGGCAGCCCAGCUGACAAUGCUGCCCUCAAGUCAGGUGACCGGAUUCUCUUCCUCAAUGGACUGGAUAUGAGAAACUGCUCUCAUGACAAGGUGGUGUCUAUGCUGCAGGGCAGUGGUGCAAUGCCCACGCUGGUAGUGGAAGAAGGGAUCGUCCCAUUUGCCAGUGACUCUGAUUCCUUGGACUCCCCCAACCGGUCAUCAGUGCUCACAUCCCUGCAGUGGGUGGCGGAGAUCCUGCCUUCCAGCAUCCGGGUCCAAGGGAAGACCUUCAGCCAGCAACUGGAGCAUCUGCUCACACCCCCGGAACGCUAUGGGAUCUGCCGUGCCCUUGAGAGCUUCUUCCAGCACAGGAAUAUUGACACCCUUAUUGUUGAUGUCUACCCUGUGCUGGACACACCUGCCAAGCAGGUGCUUUGGCAAUUCAUCUAUCAACUGUUAACCUAUGAAGAACAGGAACUCUGUCAGGAGAAGAUUGCAUGCUUCCUGGGAUACACAGCUAUGACAGCAGAGCCUGAAUCUGACCUGGAUCUGGAGCCAGAGCCCACGCCAGAACCCACACCAGAGCCCCAGCCACGAAGCUCCCUGAGGGCCUCCUCCAUGUGCCGCCAUAGCCUCCUCCGCUCUCAGGGCCUAGAGACCAGCCUUGGCUGCGGUCCCAGUGAAUGCCCAGAGCUGCCUCUUCCUCUGAUCCCAGGAGAACGCCAGGCGGGUGAUGGCACCUCCCUUCCUGAGACCCCUAAUCCCAAGAUGAUGUCAGCCGUCUAUGCAGAACUGGAAUCUCGACUAAACAGCAGCUUCAAAGGCAAGAUGGGGACUGCAUCCCGGGCCUCCCCACCAGGUCCCAGCCUGACAGCAGGACCUAGGACUCUCUCCACCAUCUCAUGGCCAAGUGAGCGGCUUCUGUCUUCCCCCUGCUAUGACCCGCUGUGCGCUGGAGGCCUGGCGUCCCCCAGCAGCUCUGAGUCCCACCCCUAUGCCAGCCUGGACAGCAGCAGGGCACCCUCCCCACAGCCAAGUCCCGGGCCAAUCCACCCGGACAGUCCCCCAAGCCCUGGCCCGGCACGGCCGUCCAGCCGCAGGAAGCUCUUCACCUUCUCUCGGCCCAUGCACAGCCGGGACACAGACCGCUUCCUAGAUGUGCUGAGUGAACAACUGGGUCCCCGGGUCACAAUCGUGGAUGAUUUCCUGACCCCUGAAAAUGACUAUGAGGAGAUGAGUUUCCAUGAUGACCAGGGCAGCUUUGUGACCAACGAACGGAGCAGUGCCAGUGAUUGUAUCAGCAGCAGUGAGGAAGGCAGCUCCCUGACCUACUCCUCCAUCUCUGACCACAUCCCCCCACCCCCGCUCAGCCCCCCCCCACCUCCACCCUUGCCUUUCCAUGACCCCAAGCCCAGCUCCCGCACCUCUGAUGGUCCCCGGGGACCCCCUCAGGCACUGGCCAAACCUCUCACCCAACACAACCACCCAGUCCCACCACCUCCCCCCCCACCCCUGCCCCCACCUGUCCCCUGCGCACCUCCCAUGCUAUCUCGAGGCCUGGGUCACCGACGAAGUGAGACCAGCCACAUGAGUGUCAAGCGCUUGCGGUGGGAGCAGGUGGAGAACUCAGAGGGCACCAUCUGGGGUCAGCUUGGGGAGGACUCUGAUUAUGAUAAACUGAGUGACAUGGUGAAAUACCUUGACCUGGAACUCCACUUUGGCACCCAGAAACCUGCAAAGCCAGUUCCCCGGCCUGAACCCUUCAGAAAGAAGGAGGUGGUAGAGAUCCUGUCCCACAAGAAGGCUUACAACACCUCCAUUCUCUUGGCGCACUUGAAGUUGAACCCCGCGGAGCUGCGGCAGGUGCUCAUGAGCAUGGAGCCCCGGCGCCUGGAGCCCGCGCACCUGGCACAGCUGCUGCUCUUCGCCCCCGACGCGGACGAGGAGCAACGCUACCAGGCCUUCCGCGAGGCGCCCGGCCGCCUCAGCGAGCCUGACCAGUUCGUCCUGCAGAUGCUGUCUGUUCCCGAAUACAAGACCCGCCUGCGCAGUCUCCACUUCCAGGCCACUCUCCAAGAGAAGACUGAGGAGAUCCGAGGCAGCCUCGAGUGCUUACGACAGGCAUCCCUGGAGCUCAAAAAUAGCCGGAAACUCGCCAAGAUAUUGGAGUUUGUCUUGGCUAUGGGCAACUAUCUCAACGAUGGACAACCCAAGACAAACAAGACAACGGGCUUCAAGAUUAACUUUCUAACGGAGCUGAACUCCACCAAGACAGUGGAUGGAAAAUCUACCUUCCUGCACAUCCUUGCCAAAUCACUGAGCCAGCACUUCCCAGAACUCCUGGGCUUUGCUCAGGACCUGCCUACCGUGCCUCUAGCAGCCAAAGUGAACCAACGGGCCCUGACCAUUGACCUGGCUGACCUCCAUGACACCAUUAGUGAGAUACAGGCAGCCUGCCAGAACAUGUCCCCCUCCAGUGAGGACAGAUUUGCUGUGGUCAUGACUUCCUUUCUGGAGACAGCCCAGCCUGCAUUGCGGGCGCUGGACGGGCUUCAGCGGGAGGCCAUGGAGGAGCUGGGCAAGGCACUGGCCUUCUUUGGAGAGGAUUCCAAAGCCACGACCUCCGAGGCCUUCUUUGGCAUCUUUGCUGAGUUCAUGAGCAAGUUUGAGCAAGCCCUCAGCGACCUGCAAGUUGGUGAGGGCCCGCGCAGCUCCGGAAUGACUUCACCCCUAGCCUGGUGACAGCUACCAUGAAGAAUCCUCAGCAAGGAGGCAGGCACAGGAGACCGCCCCACCCCAGGGCAGCCAGGAUGCUGUGGAGGUGGAGGUCAAGGGCGUGGAUUACUCAAUGGGAGGGUGUGGGGAGGCGGGGAAAGCCUGAGUGCAGCCUGUCUACCUCAACCCCAGGCUCCUCCACCCAUCCUUCACCCAGGCUGGGACUCCAGGGAAUCAGGAAUGGCAGCAACCAAGUCCCCUCUGUGCUUUCCUGGGCUUCUUCAAUCUUUCUGCAGAGCCACUGAAU
Messenger RNA from Perognathus longimembris pacificus (Pacific pocket mouse), 3919 nucleotides. RefSeq names its product Grid2 interacting protein (gene Grid2ip). The record is from RefSeq and is a predicted model, not a curated record. Gene Ontology annotation, molecular function: protein binding. The coding region runs from base 1 to 3639 and encodes 1212 amino acids. The transcript has 22 exons. Lineage: Eukaryota; Metazoa; Chordata; Mammalia; Rodentia; Heteromyidae.